ACGCCGGCGCCGACGGUCACACCCACCGCGAAACCGUCCCCGGCGCCGACGGCCGCUCCUUCGCCCGGACCCACGGCGCGCCCGACGCCGGCGCCGACGGCCGCUCCUUCGCCCGGACCCACGGCGCGCCCGACGCCGGCGCCGACGGUCGCACCCACCGCGAAACCGUCCCCGGCGCCGACGGCCGCUCCUUCGCCCGGACCCACGGCGCGCCCGACGCCGGCGCCGACGGUCGCACCCACCGCGAAACCGUCCCCGGCGCCGACGGUCGGGCCUACGACGCCCGGGCCGACGCCUGGACCCACAGUUCGCCCGACGCCCAGCCCUUCGACGCCGACGGCCACGGCAGACCCGACGGCCACGCCGACGACGCCGGCGCCCACGACGCCGAUGCCGUCGCCAGGCCCGACGCCGGCGCCCACGACGCCGAUGCCCUCCCCGGGCCCGACGGCCGCGCCGACGACGCCGCAGCCGUCGCCGGGGCCGACGGCAACGCCGACGGCGGCUCCGACGGCCGCUCCCUCGGCCGGGCCGACGGCGGCGCCGACGGCAACGCCGACAGGAGUGCCGUCGUCCGCACCGACGGCAACGCCGACGGCCGCUCCGACGGCCGCGCCCACGGCAGUGCCGACGGCAGCGCCGACGAUCGCGCCCACGGGAGUGCCGACGGCCGCUCCCUCGGCCGGGCCGACGGCGGCGCCGACGGCAACGCCGACAGGAGUGCCGUCGUCCGCGCCCACGGCAACGCCGACGGCCGCUCCGACGGCCGCGCCCACGGCAGUGCCGACGGCAGCGCCGACGAUCGCGCCCACGGGAGUGCCGACGGCCGCUCCCUCGGCCGGGCCUUCAUCAAUCCCGACGCUCGCGCCCACGGGCGUGCCGACGGUGCCCCCCACGGCCGGGCCGUCUGCUGUCCCUACUCUGGAGCCCACGGCGACGCACGCACCGACCCGCACGGAGACUUACGCGCCGACGAGGAUAACGGAAGCGCCAUCCUACGCGCCGACGUCGGACACGUACGCGCCGUCGACGUCGCCGACG
Molecule: messenger RNA, 1041 nt
Organism: Pelagomonas calceolata
Lineage: Eukaryota; Pelagophyceae; Pelagomonadales; Pelagomonadaceae
Source: the annotation of a GenBank genome assembly